Molecule: messenger RNA, 2645 nt
Organism: Sceloporus undulatus (fence lizard)
Lineage: Eukaryota; Metazoa; Chordata; Lepidosauria; Squamata; Phrynosomatidae
Gene: VSTM2B
Product: V-set and transmembrane domain containing 2B
Exons: 5
Coding region: 1068-1955 (295 amino acids)
Source: RefSeq, a predicted model, not a curated record
UCCUCCUCUUCCUCUCCUCCUUUUUUCUCUGCCACACUCUUUCUUUCCCUCUCACUCUUUCUCUUCUCUGGACCACCGUCCUCCCUGAACGUCAGUUGGUGAUUUUUUUUCCUCUUAUGGGUUGAGCCUUGUGUUGGUUUCAGAGUCGGAAGAGAGGGAGUGAGAAAAGGGGGGAAAGGAAAAGAAAAGAAGGGAAGGGGGAAAGCCAAGAGAGGAGUGCAGCUGCAAGCCUUCAGGUUCCGUAUCAGGGUUUGGACAACACCAGAAGAGGAAAAGGGAGGCGAAAAGGAGAUAUACAUAUAUAUUUUGGACUUGACUGUGGCAGGGCGAAGGGAGGAAAGGAGGAAAAGGAAGAGGAGGAGGAGGAGGAGGAGGCGGAAAAAAGAGAAACCCUUUUGGAAAUCACCCUUUCAGAGAAGAGGAGGCGAUCCUAGCCAUUCCUUGGCAUCCUUAGCUCCAGAUCCAAGCCCAGAUGGGUCUGGGAAGGAAACCUGGGAUGUCUUCUUUGGUUUUGGACUCCAAAGAAUCCUAUUCGACUCAAGGAAGUUGAACUGGGGGGCUGCCGCAGAGUUCUUCAACUAGGGAGGAUUUCUUCUCAUUGUUAAGACUACUCCUGCUAUUGAGGAUCAUCACCAGCAUCCUCAUCAUCCGAGGGCAGAGGUUCAGUUCUCAGGAUCAAUUGUGUCUUUGCUUGUUUUUUUUUUUUUGUUUGCUUGCUUCCCAGCUUCGCAACCAGCCAUUUCCUUUUGGACCAACUGCCUGUGGAUUUUCUAUGUGCUUCCAAAAGAGAAAGGAAAAGGAGAGGAGGAAAAAGAAACACCAUUCCGCUUGGUGGUUUUGGGUAGUAUUUGAUUGCAUAUUUUGAAAAACAUCCAAAUAUUAUUAUUUUUUAAAUAAUAAGAAUAAUAUCCUAACUCUGGACCGGUCUCCAGCCAUCCGUCUGUGUCUUUGCACUGCCAUGGGAUUGAAGGUUUUUUAGCUUGGUGGUGGUGGCCACCCCUCCCAUUUUUAUCUUCAUUUCAUUUUAUUCUCUCCUUGCCCUGCACUCAAAAGCUUACAUAUAUGAGAUGGAAAAUCGAGGGCUGUUCGGUGCCCUUUGUUACCUGAUGCUUAAUGCUCCUUUGGUGUUCAUGGUGCAAGCUACAUUUACCGAAGUUCCUAAAGAUGUGACUGUUAGGGAGGGAGAUGAUAUUGAGAUGCCUUGUGCUUUCCGGGCCAGUGGAUCCACCUCUUACUCCUUGGAAAUCCAGUGGUGGUACCUUAAAGAACCCGCACGAGAGCUUGCCCACGAAUUAGCCAUCAGUAGCCCUGGCAGCAGAAGCAAGGUAACGAAUAAGGAUGCAACUAAGAUAAGUACGGUUCGGGUCCAGGGGAAUGACAUCUCACACCGGCUUCGCCUCUCAGGGGUCCGGCGGCAGGACGAGGGUGCCUACGAGUGCCGUGUCUCAGACUAUGGUGAUGAGGACACCCAGGAACACAAGGCCCAGGCCCUCCUUCGCGUCCUGCCCAAGUUUGCCCCACCAGAUGUCCAGGCAGCUGAGGCCGUCUCCCACAUCCAGAGCAGCGGACCCAGGCGGGCCGGCACUGGCACUGGGACCAGCACCGGACGAGCUACUGCCCAGCCAGGCUUCGGCGGGGAGAAGCGCCUCUUGCCGGCCGCCCAGGGUGAAGCCGCUGCAGCAGCAGCAUCUUCCUCCUCCUCUUCCUCAGCAGCAUCUUCCUCCUCCUCCUCUUCUUCUUCGUCCUCCUCUUCUUCAUCUUCUUCUUCCAGCCCUACAACGGUAGCCGCAGCUGCUGCGGCUGCAGCAUCCUCAGCUUCCCCUCCACCUGGCAAAGCCACCCUCCUCCGGCAGCACCAUGGAUCAGGUACAGAACCUAUUUAUGCUACAGAUCCAGUUCUCUGUUCGUUCCUGUUAAUGUUGCAUAAGCUUGUACACUUAUUAUUAAAUCACUGAUGGACUUCUUUAUCCAAUAAAUCCUCAGCCAAACAAAAUGGAACCUAUUUAAAACAAAGUGGAUAAACAGAAAGGAACCCUCAACAAGAACUAUAAUCUUAAAGACGGACAGAGAGAGAGAGAAAGAGAAAGAGACUGGAAAAGAAGCAUGACACAUUCUACAGGGGAAGGGUAAAGCAUAUUUUUGGGGACAUUACGCAAAGGUCAGCCACCUGAAAUAAUGCAUCUAGUUUCCAGAGUCUAUGGUAUUAAUGCCCUAUUCCACACAAGGUAGCUAUUAUUUUUCUCCUUUAUUUUUCCAGGUUUUUUUUUCUUUUUAAAAAACCUUUCUUCCAAUAAUUAAUUUUGCACGAACUGUUGAACAGUUGCUUUUACGAAGGGAUGUAAAGAUGUCAGGGGGGAGAAAAGGCUCUUCUAAAGAAGGGCACUAUUUUUUAGUAGAUUAUUGUGGUUAGGCUUUUUAUUUUCAUUAUGAUUAUUCCUCUCCCCCCUCCCACUCUUCUCUCUUUUUAAUUAAAUUAUUUCUUUUGGAAAAACAUUGAUUUAAAAAAAAGGCACAUCUUAUCAUAAUGAAUAUUCACUGUUGAUAAUAUUUAUUUUUAAAUAAUAAAAAAGAAAAGAUUGGAAACAAGGUAAGACAUUUGUUUAUAAACCGUAUUGUAUAUUGCUGAAUAACAGUUGAAUAAUAAA